ACACACUCAGUUCAGCUUUUGAGAAGAUUGAACAACGUCUGGGUUGAACAGCUUCACCUGAAAUAAGCAUAAUGUUUUUGUGCCCCCACACUGAUUAAUUUUUUAAAGCAAUGUUGUAAUUUAUUCAGAGCAAUGCUGCUAGCUUUAAGUAGAAUAUCACAACUGUGGUGCCACAAUAUCUCUUUUAUUGUAAUUCUACUUUUACCUUGAGCUAUCACAGCUCUCCUACGGGCACUCUUAAAGAGGAUGUCAAAUUUUCUUUUAAUCUGUAUGUAUAUUUUGGGACAAAACACAUUUCUGUUUUACUUUGGUGUGUGAUCAGAGUUUCUUCAGAUACAUUGUUGAGAACAGUAACACAAAUGUCCUUAAUUAAACACAUGGAUAUGCUAAAGAUGAAAUAUCCUUUUAUUUAUGAGUGUUAAUGAUGUUUUAUGGUACACAAAGACAUUGGCUGCAUGGUGCUAUGUUCAGAGAUCUUGCUCAUGCUGGAAAAAAAAUAUGUGCAGUUUACAGAUGUGUUAUCCAAUUAUGUUUUAAAUAAUUAAUCUGUAUUUACCUGUCAGACAUAAUUUAACCAGCUUAUUUGUUUUUUUACAUUUCUACUAUAUAAAAUGCUCCCAUUCAGUGGUGCCAUCACUGUAAAUCAGUGUCAAUUGAAUUUGACAAUCCAGCUAUUAAAUGUUCACACCCAUCCUGAGACUAGUGGACUUCACUACAAAGCUUUGUAUACAAUAUAACACCAAAAACUUGGAUUGUUGAAAUCAUCUCUGGCUUAUAGAUAGUGAAAAUACUGGGAAAUGCAGUGGUGAUGCAGAUAAGAUUAAAAAAAAAAAAAAAGUAUUUGGUGAUUUAAUAAGUGUCACAUCUGGGAGCUAACAUCAUUCCCAGUUUCCUUGUAAGAAAAGCUUACACACUUGACUGAAAUAAAUACUUGCUGAAGGCUAUCAUUCUUACACAACAACAUAUUUUUCUCACACUUUCAUGUGUCCAAUUAUUAUAUGAGCUUAUUUGAAAGCAAGAAACCUUGAAUAAUUUAAAUACAUGUAAAUGAUUUAUCAUCUUAUGUCUAUUCAAAUCUUUAUAAAUGCUUAUAUUUACUUGUUUUAAUCUGAUUAAUAUUGAAUCAGUGCUUUGGUUUUUGGCACAAAGCUCUGGGAUUGUAAGAGAAAACCAAACACUGUAAAUACUCUGAGUUGAUUUUACUGGGGAAAUACACCCUCAUAUGAGCAGUGGAGUGACUGGCUGCUGUAAAUGAUUUGGGGAAACAGUAUAUGUGCCAGAUAAACCAUACUUACAGCCUCCCGGAGUAUCUGCACAGGGCCUCCUGCAAGCAAGAUGCCAGGGGACAAGUGAUAACUCCCAAGUGUUCCAGAGAGAGGUCCUGCGCAGCCGGAGAAAUAGCACUACAGUUGUCAACAGGCCCAACAUGGUCCCUUCAUCACCUAUUCGUGUCCCCAGCACCAGACUUCACCAAAUAAAACAAGAGGAGGGAGUAGACGUGAUGAACAGGGAGACUGCCCAUGAGCGGGAGGUUCAAGCUGCCAUGCAAAUGAGCCAGUCAUGGGAAGAAAGCCUUAGUCUGAGUGACAAUGACCUGGAGAAGUCUGCAUCUUCGUCUCCAAAGCGCAUCGACUUUGUGCCUGUGUCGCCUGCCCCAUCCCCGACCAGAGGGAUAGGAAAAAAGAAGCAGUGUUUCUCUCCUUCACUACAAAUACUUGUAAGCAGUAAUGGCCUAACACCCAGCCCGAUACCCAGCCCAACGCGACGCUUCAGCCGACGGAGUCAAAGCCCAAUCAACUGCAUCAGAGCCAGCAUACUUGGGCCGAUGAAACGCAAAGGUGAGAUGGAGACAGAGAGUCAGCCCAAGAGGCUCUUCCAGGGUACCACCACCAUGCUGUCCUCUGAUGUCUCCAACCUGUCAGACCUCAGUUCCUGUCACUCUCCAGAUUUGUUGGAUGGCAGCCUCAGCAGCAUCGGCUCCUCCACAGACUCGCCAGGCAAAAUGGAGGGAGUGUCGCCCUCGUCGUCCAGCAACUCGCCCUUCGCUUCCCUCCAGGAUUUGUCCCCAAAGUAAGCACGGGAUAGCAAGAGACACUGUAACGGACUGGCGCCAAAAGCAUCUCUCCAGGGAACAAGUUUCCUUCUCAGACCCUCCAUCUCACCAUCGCCUAGAUUUAGUCCAAGUGGAAUUUUCCACUUAUGUUUUCGAGCGGCAGUCAUGGCUACACUGUGGGGGGUCUAGAUGUGUUUGAAGUAAGGAAACUAAAGCCAUGGAUGAGUUUUAGCAUAGAAGGAGUAAGCCUAGUGAAACUAGGAAUGACUGAAGACACUGUGAGCACCAGCUGCUAGUAGAGGAUUUGGAUGGUGCUUGGCUUCAUAGUGAUAUUGUGUUCAUAAGUGGCUAUGCUUCUGUCCUACCAGUUCCCCUCACUGGAGAGAGACAUUGAGCACUGGACAAAGAAAUGACUAUUUGGAUGUGUACAUUUGCCCUGUUUUCGUGCUGGAAAACUUCUGUCCACAUGCCUUUGUAUGUACACAGUCUGCAGAUUUUGUAAGAAAAUAUUUAACUUAUUGUUUUCCCGCUUUGUUUGUAUUUAUGUACAUAGUAACCUUGUCAGAUGUCGUACAUAGUUUUAAGUUUUGGCUGUGAGGUGAAUGUGGGCACAGGUCUUCAACAGCAUAUGUUUUCUUUGUAAAGGAACAUAAACUACUUGUGGAUUACACCUAUGGAGACUUCCUUACUGUUAUACUGUAAGAUGUUAUGUUUUCAGCAGAUUUUCUUAAUAUUUUUAUGCUAUGGGCUUUGAACUGUGGUGAUUCUUUUUUUUUCUUCCCCAGUUUGGCUUUUAUGCCCCAUUCCCCAUGACUUGCUGCAUCUUUAAUUGCCUAGUGUGAGCAGUUAAUGCACCUAGCAGUUAACUGUGGAUGAAGUGAGAUGGUCAUCACUGUUGGGCGUUGAACACUAAAGGUUCCUCUGUAUCCUGUGUUUUUGUCAGGAUGUUUUUGUAGAUACGCAGAAAUUAUUCCGUUUUCUUUCUAACGGGGAAAUGGUGUUAUUUAUGAUGUAAAAAAAAAAAAAAAAAAAAUUUAUUAUAAGAAUUGGAUGGUGAUAGAUUUCUAUCCCCAGUAAAACCGUUCGUAUUGUCAUUCACACCAAAUCAACUGACUGCUGGAACGUGCAGCGAAAACAAAAUGGCACCGUCACAUUGUGAGUAAAGAGACUGCUGUUUCUGCUGUGGUUACUUUUUUAAAAUAGCUUUUUGCACAGGAUGCUCAGUCCUGUGAUGUUUCAGCCUGUGUGUAAAGCAGAGAAGAAGUGAAACUUGAUGUUUUCUUCAGACAACAUUCAUGAAAUACAGCAUGUAGAGGUUUCGCCUGUACUGUGAUUUUUUUUUUUUUUGCACCUAAAUUUGCUCUCAAAUGUCCUGGCUCUUAGUGUCCAUAGCUCCUGUGUAACGUAAACAUCUGAAGAGGGUUAUGCUGUAUGAGUUAAAGGCUAACUCUGUAACCUUUAAUGUGUAUGUACAAAAGAAAGUGAUUGUAAAUCAUUUUAUGGAAGUGUGCCCUUUAAUUUAUAGAAGAGAGUGGGUGCAGUUUUUUUGACUGAAUGUCUUUUUCCUUUUAUACAGAUAAGACAAUGGAAAAAGCAGUCAGCUUGCCCUGCUGUUAACAAGAUAUUUUUCCAAGAUCUUUUUUCUCAGUCAUCUAAUGAAGUGUUCAGGGCAUGACUUUGGCAAAUAAUCUUAUACCAUUGUAAGACUGCAAUGAAAAGGCUGUAAUCUGCCAAGCUGGCUCACACCUCGCCUAUGCUUGUGUCUUUUGUGAUUGCAAUCGUAGCGAACAUCAGGACUAAAUAAAUUAUUUCUUUA
Molecule: messenger RNA, 3869 nt
Organism: Epinephelus moara (kelp grouper)
Lineage: Eukaryota; Metazoa; Chordata; Actinopteri; Perciformes; Serranidae
Gene: pabir2
Product: PABIR family member 2
Exons: 10
Coding region: 1427-2074 (215 amino acids)
Molecular function (GO): protein serine/threonine phosphatase inhibitor activity
Source: RefSeq, a predicted model, not a curated record